This is a messenger RNA of Anopheles bellator, 1067 nucleotides long. RefSeq names its product spondin-1-like. Gene Ontology annotation, biological process: cell adhesion. Gene Ontology annotation, cellular component: extracellular matrix. The record is from RefSeq and is a predicted model, not a curated record. Bases 198 to 1067 code for a protein of 289 amino acids. Lineage: Eukaryota; Metazoa; Arthropoda; Insecta; Diptera; Culicidae. The transcript is spliced from 4 exons.
UUUGGAACUGUGUUUUCGUGUGCCCGUGUGCCUGUGUGUGUGUGGAAGUAAACUUCCGGUCCGCUGUUCACAUCGAGAGCGUCAAAACGGAUUAACAGUGGUGUGCAGUGAACGGUGGUCCCGAUUUCUCUCUUUCCUCGAGCCAUCCGUCACGGCGGCCCGCUGAAUGUAGCGUGCACUUCAACCCGCCGGGCAAAAUGAGGUCAGUACAGAAGCGACCCCCCUAUCGGCACUCGGGCCACACGCUGGCGGCCCUGAUCUUCCUGGCGCUCCAGCUGCUGCUGCUCGACGGAGGUCACGUCGCCCGGGCACUUCGCUGCGACCGAUCGCCGGAAGGGUCCGGCGCAAACAAAUCGCCCGCCGAUGGCCGAUUCCGGCUGCGGAUCUCCGGCAACCCGGAGAAGUACGUCCCGGGAGAAUCGUACACCAUAAGCCUCGUCGGCAUCCGGUCGAUGCAGGUACCGCACAAAUUUUCCGGCUUCUUCCUGGCGGCGGAGAAGGACUUUUCGCUCGGGCGGCCCGACGUGGCGCAGGCGGCGCAGGGCGUCCACAACGUCGGCACCUUCCAGCUGCUGGGCGAUCCGCUCACCAAGUUCAGCGAGCGGUGCCCGAACGCGGUCACGCAGACCAACUCGCUGCCGAAGAGCGAGAUCCAGGUGAACUGGGUGGCGCCACCGGCCGGGAGCGGUUGCGUCGCCAUCCGGGCGACGGUCGUCGAGCACCGGGACGUCUGGUACAUGGACGACGGGCCGCUGAGCAAGAUCUUCUGCGAGGACGAGGCCGACUCGGUCGACACGCAGCCGCCGGUGCUGAAGGAGUGUUGCGCCUGCGACGAGGCCAAGUACGAGCUAACGUUCGAGGGCCUGUGGUCACGGCACACGCACCCCAAGGAUUUCCCGUCGAACGGGUGGCUCACGCGGUUCAGCGACGUGAUCGGUGCGUCCCACACGGUCGACUACCGGUUCUGGGAGUACGGGCAGGUGGCCAGCGAGGGCCUCAAGCAGGUCGCCGAACACGGCUCCACCCGGAUGCUGGAGAGUGAGCUCAAGAAUCAGGUUCCUAGUUGA